GAACUUGCCGGGGACCAUCAUAAGACAAGUUCAACUUCCAUUAUUCUCCUCCCUCCCCCGUCAACCCCCCAAAAUACUGAAGGGAAAGUGGGAGAUAAAGUUGUAGGAAGGAAGAGUUGUGAAGGAGGCAGACAAGUAUGGCUGCUACACUACGUCAGACUCCUCUCACUUGUAGUGGUCAUACACGACCUGUGGUUCACCUGGCCUUCUCUCAGCUCUGUCCUGAUGGAUACUUCCUCAUCUCAGCUAGUAAAGAUGGAAAGCCAAUGCUACGUCAGGGCAAUACUGGUGACUGGAUUGGAACAUUUGAGGGUCAUAAAGGAGCAGUAUGGGGAGUAGCUCUUAAUGCAGAUGCAUCACGGGCAGCCACAGCAGCUGCAGACUUCACAGCCAAGAUAUGGGAUGCUGUGUCUGGGGAAGAGUUGCACUCCUUCUCACAUUCCCAUAUUGUGAAGACUGUUGCAUACUCUCCAAAUUCAGUUGAGCUCCUAACUGGUUCCCAUGAAAAACUUCUCAAAAUAUUUAACCUAGAAAAACCAGAAACAGAGCCUCAGGUUUUUGCUGGUCAUACUGGAGGCCUAAAGCAUGUACUUUUCAUGAAUGAUGGGAAACAGAUGGUCAGCUGUGCUGAAGACAAAACCAUUCGUGUCUGGGAUAAAGCAUCUUGCCAGGAGAUUCAGAAGCUGGAGGUAGCUCAUAAUCCAACAAGUAUGGAGCUGAGUGCUGAUGGCAAAACAUUGACAGUGGCAUAUGGCUCUAAAGUUGCAUUCCUCAACCCAGAAACGUUAGAACUUCAUCGUGAAGUGACCGUCCCAACAGCUGUGUACUCUGCUUCUCUCCAUCCAGAUCGCUCUGUUUUUAUCUGUGGUGGUGAAGACUUUAAGAUGUACAAAUUUGACUACAACACUAAUGUGGAGAUAGAAUCUUUUAAAGGCCAUUUUGGUCCAGUCCAUUGUGUUAGAUUUAGUCCUGAUGGUGAGCUUUAUGCCUCUGGAAGUGAAGAUGGCACAUUACGACUUUGGCAGACAACUGUAGGCAAGACAUAUGGACUCUGGAAGUGUGUAGAUGCUCCAAAUGAAAAUAAUAUUCCCAUUAAACCAGAGGCUACUGCUUAGUUCUUUGAAGCCAAAGCUUUUGAUCAUUGCAUAAUAAUACUUUAAUUUAAAUUUCUAUGUACAUUAAUUUCAUUUUAAAUGUGCUCUGAAUAUGUAAUACAGUAUACUGUAUUUAUAUUUUUAAUGAAUGCUAAUUUUUUCAUUAAUCAGCUUUACAGUCAUGUUAACUUUAAAUUUGAGUACAAUAUUGGGAUGAUAAAUUUUAUAACUAACAGAGUAUUAUUUUUCUAUUGUAUAAUAUAAAUACGAAAGGUAAACAGCAGAUGAUAACAGUAAUGUGAUCAUUUUUGUGGGAUUUUGUUUAGCUGUGAUCCUCUUGAUAAAGCAGUUGUUGCCUGACAUACUUGUGUAUAGAAUCCAUCAAGGAAUCCAGCUCAGGUUGACUUAUAACUGAGCUCCCAACAUCUUGAAUGGCAAAUAGUGUAUUGUUUUAUACUGGUUAUCAUUAAGUUAAUUUACUUUUAAGUACAGUAUUUCUAAACAUAUACUGUACAGGUAUAACUUUGUAUUCUUGGUGCCUUAGGUAAAUAUGAAUGAAUAACAGCUAAGUUAAACAAUUAAAAUAUUAGGGAGGGCUUCUUGCCUUUUAUUAAGAAUACUACCAUAAUUUAAAUACUUUCUGAUAAGAGGUGCAAGUGAAUGACCCUACACAUUAUGUAAUGUUUUCAGGAACCCUCAGUACCUCAGGUGUUUGGUAAACUAUUUCAUAUUAUUUAUGUUGUUGGGACCUCCUGGUAGAUAACUUGGACCCUUAGCUUAGUAGAAUAUCAAGGAUCUAAAACAUUUUUUUUAUUUUCUUUCUCACUUGUUUCCCCCUUUCAAUGCUAGUGAGGGGCUCUUGAUCUAAAGUAUGGCACCUAUCCUCCCUUUCCUUGGAUUGAACCUGAUUACCUCCCAUUCCACCAGGUGCUCCUCUUCAAGGGCGGCUCCUUGGCGUGGUGAAGAGGCUCUUGGUCUGAGGAAUUAGACCUGUCGGUCUCCUUCCUCAGACCGAACCUAAUUACCCCCCAAUCCCCCCUUCCCCAUCCCAUCUUCCCCUUUUUCCUUUCCUCCUCCUCCUAAUCCCCUCCCCUCCCUUUUGCCCUUCCUUUUUGGCCUUUGGGAUUUUUUCCCACAGGCACGCUAGUUCCUAGGUAGGGGAAAGGGUACCGGGGUCCAUCCCAUUCCGUUGAGGUUCUUGGCGGUGGCUCAGUUUGCCGUGGAAUCUGGAUUGCCUGGGGAUGUCCCGAUCCCUCUCUGGUAUCCCGGAGGGUGGCUUUGGGUGUCCUUCGGGCGACGGAUGUAUCUCUGGAAGCCACCUUUCGGAUUCCGGGGGUGGUGGCUGGGGGAGGUAUGCUUUGUGGCGGAUAUCCGGCCGCCCUCUCUUUUGUCCACCGAGGUAGCUCGGCAGAUGUAAGGUUGCUAUCCCGAAUUGCUGGUUUACUGGCAUGAUGGGUGGGGUAUGGCACGGGUUCCAUGCUACAUCUGCACUACUUGCGGUGCUGAGGUCUUCUUGGGCAGAGGGAGAUUUCUGGCACUUUCAUUCCUCCUAGGAACUAUCCCUCCCCGGUCCCCCCCUUUUUUUAUUCUUUUUUUUUAUUUUAUUUUCUUUGCUUCUUUCUUUUUUUUUCUUAAAAACAAAAAGAAAGAAGUAACCUAACCAUGGAAGACCUAGUCCAUGAACCUGGUACCCCCGGGCCCCUUCUUGAUACCGCACCCCGUUCUGACCCCGCCUUGUCUUUAGACCACUCUUCGGACACUCCUAAUGCCUCUGUAUCUCUUGCCGGUGCUGUUUCCUCACCCGCUUCAGGUACUGAGGUCUCGACUGACUCCUUCGAUUUAUCUGACCUCCGCUCUCCUUUGACUAUGCUUCCGGCCUCUCCCUCUACGGUGCGGCAAUUUUCGAAUCGCCGGCCCGUUCCACGUCAGACCAACUCUGGUCCCACUCCUAAACUCCAAUAACAAUUACCUGCUGAUGAUACUUCUCCACCUACUCAUUCUUCUCAGAAAAGAUCGACACGUCCUGCACUCCCUUUCCACGCUCGGUUUCAGAACGCACAUUGGACUAAAUUCUUCACUUUACGACCGACUUCCUCUAUUGCCUAUCUUUCCGACCAUAGUAUUGGCAAGGCACUCCUACACCAUGGUGGUAAAGAUAUUUGUUUUCAUGCUCUUAAGAGCGGCAUGCACAUCAUCACUGUACAGAAUGCUACCCAAGCUCAUGAUCUUUCUCUUCUUUCCCAUAUAGAUACUGUUCCUGUCACUAUUGAAAAACAUCAUUCCCUCAAUUCUUGUAGUGGUACCAUCAUUCUGCCCCAUACCAUAGUUCAACAAAAUUUCCAGACGUGGCAAUGACAUUCUUGAACAGCUGGAACUCCAAGAUCUCCCAAUCCUCAAGGUAGACACUUAUGUUCUUCCUGCCCACGGGCGGAGACGAUACCCUAGCAAUGUGGCUCAUUUAACUUUUGACAGCCGUGAACUCCCAUCCUCAGUUUAUGUAGCAGGACAUCGGUUACAAGUUCGAAAGGUGAUCCCUACACCGCAACAGUGUAGAAAUUGCUGGCGAUUUGGCCAUCCAGCGAAAUAUUGCAGAUCUAUAGCCGAAUGCCCAGUCUGUGGUGCCGAUGACCAUUCUAAUACGUCUUGCAAUCGACCUCCCUCUUGCCUUAAUUGUCAUGAGGCUCACCCUUCGUACUCUUGCUGUUGCCAAGUCUACUUAAAUGAGCGGGAAAUCCAUUGCCUCAAAGAGGAAGGUCUCCCUUAUGCCAUGGCAGUUUCUCAUCUCCGCCUCCAAGGGAGACUACCUCGUGUUUCUUAUUCCCGUGUUUCAAAACGUCCCCCCACUUCUGGGGUCCCAUCAUCUGCAGCCUCCUCUGUGGUUACCUCUCCCAUAGUCACUUCUGUAUCUAAUUCUUUUGCUGUCCUGGGCUCAGACGUCCCUACUUCAACGCCUCAGUCUGUUCUCGCUUCUUCGUGUUCUCCCUCACAAGCCUCGUUAUCAACGAGAUCUCGUACGACACCACCUCCCAAUAGUCCCUCUACUUCUCAGAAGUCAAAAAAAGGUCCUUUAACCCUUCCUUCCCUUCUUCCACCUCCUCAUUUUACCUUCCCUGUCUCUGUACCUGGUUCUUCUCCUCUCACUGGCUCUGUUACAAGUGUAGAGGUUCACCCUCCUCUUCGUACUGUACCUUCCUCCCCUGUUCCCUCCCAAGUUUCUUCCUCUUCUGCCACCUCCCAGGUUUCUGCCUCUUCUGUCCCCUUCCACGCUUCUUCUCCAGUUCCCUCCACCCUUUUGCCCCCCCCCUACCUUGGUACAGUCCAUUACAGUUCCAAUCUUUACUCAUCCUCCCCCUACCGUCUCCAAUAUUGUCUCCCAUACGACGUCUUUGAAUUCCGAAACACUUGAAGCAAUCUCUGAAUAUAUUGCAGAGACCAAACCAUCAAUGGACACUGAUCCACCCUCUGUUCCUUCUCUCUCCUCUCCUCCAUCUACGCAACUCCUUUCUUCGCAACGCACCGUUCCUUCGCUGCUUGAACGUUUUCCGCUGCCACCACAUGUGGACUUUUCUAACCCCUCUAGUCCAUAGGAACCCUUACCUGCGGAUUUCAUGUAUCUUUAUCGUUGCCAAUCAUGGCCUAUUUACAGUGGAAUAUACGCGGCCUCAGGGGUAAUCGGGGUGAGCUUCAGAUGAUACUCCUAGUUUUCCCCUGAUGGUGUUUGCUUACAGGAACCAAAAUUACACUCUGCUGUUAUCUAUCCCAUCUCAGGCUAUAAUUUAUUGUAUUCUUCAGAUCCUUUUCCUGAUGGGACCUUUAAUGAAAGUGCCCUUAUUCUAUGCACUGAUAUUCCGUACCAUCAGCUAUUUGUUCGUACUUCGCUGCAUUACACAGCAGCCCGUAUCCACUUGCAUAGGUGGUAUAUGCUCUGUUCUUUAUCUCUCUCUCCUUCUCGUGCAUUAUCUAUCCCGGAUAUUGCCUUUCUUGUUUCGUCAUUACCGCCACCGCUUCUGUUACUUGGCGAUUUUAAUGCCCAUCAUUUCCUCUGGGGAGGGUCUCACUGUGAUUCCUGUGGCAUUCAGUUGGAGGCUUUUCUUGCUACCCACCCCCUCCAUCUUUUAAAUACAGGUACUCACACCCAUUUUGAUCCUCGUACUCACUCUCUUGCAUCGAUCUCUCAGUCUGCUCUUCCUCCGCCGCAUUAGACUUCACCUAGUCUGUUCUCCCGGAUUUACACCACAGCAAUCAUUUCCCAAUCAUUCUUACUUCCCCUUCAUAUUCACCACCUCUUCGUAUCCCACGCUGGUAAUUUGAUCAGGCAAAUUGGAACGUUUACUCACAACUAACUGUUUUUAGUGAGGUUCCUUCUUCGUCCUCCAUUGAUGAGCUUUUACACCUCUUCUUGUCCUCCGUUUUAACCGCAGCUUCUCAUUCUAUACCCCAAACUUCGGGCAGACAUUCUCAGAAAUGCGUGCCUUGGUGGUCUCCUGCUUGUGCUCGUGCAGUACGCUUGAAAUGCACUGCGUGGGGCAGGUAUCGGUACAAUAGAACCACAGAGAGACUUCUUGAUUUUAAGCAGAAGCGUGCGAUCGCUCGCUGUGUCAUCCGUGACACUAAACGCACUUGCUGGCGAGAUUAUAUCUCCACCAUCACCUCUGCUUCCUCUAUGAGUGCAAUCUGGAAAAAAGUACGAAAACUGAGUGGUAAGAAUUCUCCUGACCCGGCUCCUGUUCUGCGGGUUGCCGGUGUUGAUAUAGCAAACCCACUAGAUGUUGCCAAUGAAAUUGGCAAUCAUCUGGUCCGUAUUUCUCAGGGGCUCCACCUAUGCCCCUCGUUUCUUUCCUCAAAGUCUGCCAGAGAGUUAGCACCCUUGGACUUUUCUUCUCUCAGAGAAGAACAACGUAAUGUACCUUUUACACUUCAAGAACUGGAGGCAACACUCUCAGCUUGCCGAUCAUCAGCAGCUGGGCCCGACGACAUUCAUAUUCGUAUGCUACAACAUUUACAUCAGUCAGCCCUUGCAGUCCUCUUAUGCCUUUUCAAUCUUAUUUGGUCACAAGGAGUUCUUCCACAGCUGUGGAAAUCUGCCAUUGUUCUCCCUUUCCGCAAACCAGGUACUACGGGACAUGAAGCCUCCCACUAUCGUCCCAUUGCUCUUACCAGUGCAGUUUUCAAAGUGAUGGAAUGCCUGGUAAAUAAACGUUUAGUGUGGUAUUUAGAGACACACCAGAGUCUCUCCACUCGUCAAUAUGGCUUUCGUAAGGGACGUUCUACCAUAGGCCCCUUACUACGCUUGGAUACGUAUGUUCGUAAUGCCUUUGCGAAUAACCACUCAGUUAUUGCCAUAUUUUUUGACCUUGAGAAGGCAUAUGACACAACUUGGAGGUAUAAUAUUUUGGCCCAAGCCCAUUCCUUAGGCCUCCGAGGCAAUCUACCAUCCUUCCUAAAGAACUUUUUAACUGACAGACAUUUCUGUGUUCGGGUUAAUAAUGUGCUCUCCCCGGACUUUAUCCAAGCUGAAGGUGCCCCUCAGGGAUGUGUUCUGAGCACAACACUUUUUCUCCUUGCUAUAAAUGAUUUGGCCUCUAGUCUUCCAUCGAAUAUUUGGUCAUCACUCUAUGUUGAUGACGUUGCUAUUGCCUGUGCAGGCGCUGACUGUCACCUCAUUACAGUUUCUCUCCAGCAUGCGGUCGACAGUGUUUCCAAUUGGGCCACCACACAUGGGUUUAAAUUUUCCAGUACCAAAACUCGCCAAAUUACUUUCACUAGACGCUCUGUCAUCUCUGAUCAUCCUUUGUACCUCUAUGGCUCCCGUAUCCCUAAACGUGAUAGUCAGGUUUCUGGGCCUCCUCUUUGACCGUAGGUUACCCUGAAAACCUCACAUUACCUCUCUGAAGGCAACUUGUCACAGCCAGCUGAACCUUCUUAAAACCCUUGCUCAUUUUUCAUGGGGAGCUGAUCGUCGAACUCUCCUUCGCCUACAUUCCACCCUCAUUUUAUCGAAACUUGAUUAUGGUGACCAGAUCUAUUCAGUGGCCUCUCCUGCUACUGUCUCUAGCCUUAACCCCAUUCAUCACCAAGGAUUAGGUUUAUGCCUUGGUGCUUUUCGCUCUUCCCCUGUUGAGAGCCUCUAUGCAGAAGCGAAUGUUCCAUCCUUAUCCGAUCGCUGUGAUGCCCAUUGCCUUCGCUACUAUGUACGCUCUCAUGAUUUCCGCAAUCCUUCUAUUUAUAGAAUGGUCACUGAUAUUAGUAGACAUUAUUUGUUCGCCGCCCCUGUUUACUCCGUCCCUUCUCUCUUCGCCUACAUUCGCUCUUGUCUUCUCUUCAAUUACCACCUUUCUAUGUUCAUGUAGCAUCUCACUUUUCCCUAUACCCCUGGGAAGUUCCAGCCGUUCGAGUCUGUUCUUUCUCUCUCCCUUGCUCGAAAGCCCAACUGUCUACGGUCGCUUCCCGCUCUCUUUUCCUUGACCACUUCCACUCUCAUUCUCAUGCCAUUGCAGUGUACACAGAUGGCUCUAAGUCUUCUGACGGCGUAGGAUUCGCAGCAGUGUUUCCGGACAGCGUCGUACGAGGGCAUUUACUAUCUUCGGCUAGUAUUUUUACUACUGAAUUGUAUGCCAUUCUUGCAGCACUUAUCCGUAUUGCAUCUAUGCCUGUGUCAUCAUUUGUGGUUGUCUCAGACUCCCUAGUGCUUUACAGGCUAUACAGAAAUUUGAUACACCUCACCCCUUAGUCCUCCGUAUCCAACUUUGGUUAUGCCGCAUCUUUACCAAACAUAAAGAUAUUGUUUUUUGUUGGGUCCCUGGUCAUGUUGACGUACAGGGCAAUGAACAGACAGACACUGAUGCGCGGUCAGCAGUACAUGACCUACCAGUUUCAUAUAGAGGUAUCCCAUUUAUGGACUAUUUUGCUGCAAUAGCUACCCACCUUCACACCCGUUGGCAACAACGUUGGUCUACUAUGCUCAGUAACACACUUCAAUCUAUUAAACCGAGUAUAGGUUACUGGCUGUCUUCUUGUCACCAGUGUCGAGGCUGGGAAACUACUCUCUCCCGUCUUCGCAUUGGCCAUACUCGUCUUACUCGUGGAUAUCUCAUGGAGAGGCGCCCUGCUCCUCUCUGUGAGAAUUGUCGGGUUCCAUUAUCAGUCAGCCACAUUCUGUUAGACUGCCCACUUAAUCAACGAGCACGCAAAAUUUACCUCCAUCGUCGUCUUCGCUCCGCUGCUCUCUCUUUACCUUCCCUCCUCGCUGAUGGACCCACCUUUCAUCCGGACUCUCUCAUUGACUUUUUGACAACAACUGACUUACUUCACAAACUCUGAUACCUUCAGCCCUUUCUACCUCAAUCUCUUGCUACCCUCUACCCCUGCACUAUCCCCUGCCCCACUGUUUUCUGUAACCUACUGAUCAUCCCUCCUCCCUUCUGCCGCCCAAUACCCUCACUUCCUUCCCUACCCUACAGCGCUGUAAAGCCCUUGUGGCUUAGUGCUUCUUUUUGAUUAUAAUAAUAAUAAUAAUCCACCAGGUGCUGUUUGAGCCCCAUGGAUUUAGCACUCUUCCCUCUGCCCCUUCCCUUCCCAUGAAUAUAAUAAUACUUAUGAUCCUUCCCUUGCAUUGCUGAUAUCAGCCUGCUAGUCAAAUGGUUGUAAUUUGAAAUACAUAUUUAUAAAAUAAAAUUAAAGAAAACAUAAAUUUCCUUAUUAUAAACUAGAGUACAGUAUUUGAAAGUAGAGCAAGAUAGUGUGUGUAAUCAGGUUUGCCACACUUGCUUCAUAAGUGAUAGGGUGGGGAUUGCCACCCCAUUCAAAAGUAAUGGAGAGGGAGUUUUUCUGAGAUUUUUCAUUACACUCUGGAUUGUUUUUGUGACUGAUUUGUAGAUAUGCUUUACACAGUGUAACUAAUGGAUUUUGAAUGGUCUUGAUUGCCUUGCGAAGAUGAUUUCUAUAAUAUGAGAAGUUUAUCCUGAUAAUAACAAGUUGGUAAUGAUAGUAACAAAUUAUUAACCCUUUCACUGUCCAGACUCCCAAAAUUAAAAGUGCUCAGUGUAUACAUUAAAAAUCUGAAAUGGUAGAGAUUUUUUUUUCUGAAUGACACCCAAAAUACAAAAUUUGAUGGAAAGCUUAUGGAAUUAUACAGGCACAAAGUUAGGAGCGGUCUGUGUAAUUUACUCGUUGGCAAUUUUGCCAAUACAGUCCUAUUUUAAGCCAAUUCCAAUGCUCAACUCUACCAGAUUCUAAACUAUUUUGCUAGUAUAUCUUCCAUUCUAAUAAAUGAGCACAAGAAGCUGCCGCCCAUUCAACUAUUUAAACUGCUUUAUAAAGUGCACGGAAGUCAGUAAUUUGGCCAAUUUUACAGAAAAAAAAAUUCAAUUUAAAAACAGUCCAAAAUAAAUGCUGUAUACAUUCAAGGCACCAAAACAACAUCUCCUCUUUACAUGAGUCAUGUCCCCUAACCUCUCCUAUAUUACACUUCCUUACAUUUUGAAUUCAUAGCAAAAAAUCAAAGAUUUACCCUAUCUCUCAGAUAAUAAAAAUAUAACCAGGAAUGAUUGGCUAUGGUUAACAGCAUUCCAACAAUUUAAUCAGACCUAGUAAAAACACACAAAACAGACUAGGGAUGCAGGGAAGGCCUUAACCAUUCUCAGGAAAACAGGCAAAAAAUCAAAUAUUUUUGCUAUUUGAGACUGAUGUCAAGCUACUCCUGGUCCUGGAACCAACUAAAAUCAUCUCUAUUUCAGUAGUAUGUCUUCCAUUCUAUCAAAUGAUACCAAGAAAUAGCCAGUAGCCAUAAAAACUGUCCUACAAAAUGCCUCAAAAACUGUCCUGUAAAAUGCCUCAAAUUCACUAUUUUCAACUAAACACAAGGUCAGAAUUUUGCUUUUCCUAUUAUGUUCCGUAUGAGGCAGGAUUUUUUUUAUACUGUGCACACACUACACAGAUCCAUUGUCUCGUAUCCAAGCCAAAAUUUAAUGCUCGUAAUUUCUCUGAAUGAGCUGAGCUUAUGACAGAUCCAUGUGAUGGACCCUAGCAUCAGUAACAUACGUCUACUUGACGGACAUUGAAAGGGUUAAAGAUAAAAUGGUGGUAAUAAUAACAGUAUAUAAUAUGGAUAUCAGCAAGUUUAAAAUGUUAAUGUUCAUUGUUUUCUAGUGUUUUAAAUAAUACAGAUUAAAGUUGCUACAUUCUGAGAUGUGCUCCAUCCUGUUUUCUCAUCCAUCCCACCACACCAUUUUAAACAGAGCUCAUGUGUUAAUACCCUAUCUGCUCCCUAAUAAUGAUUUGUCAUUACCUCAUGAUGUAAUGUGCAUGCCCUAUUACAAUUCUGUCCCUGCAAUUGUGGGCUGUUGCCCAGAUGUACUACACAGGCCCUCUUCAGCUGAGCAUGGGCCCUCAGCAUAGAAAGUGUUCACUAUUCAUUCAGAAUCCAGAUCUUGAUUCCCUUUGUCCAUUUCCACCUUUGAGAAGUUUGCAAACAAAUAUUUUUUCAUAGAAUGCAAAACAGAACUAGCCUGAGACUUGCAGGUGGCUUCUCAAAGGGAGUGAUUCUGUUCAAAAAUAAGCAUCACUGUCAUUUCAGUCUGAGAAUUUUAAGAUGUUGGAACAUUAUAGAAAAAUAAAAAAUAUUGAGUUUUUUGGUAACACU
Cherax quadricarinatus is the source of this 10734-nucleotide messenger RNA. NCBI's taxonomy places the organism in Eukaryota, Metazoa, Arthropoda, Malacostraca, Decapoda, Parastacidae. The record is from RefSeq and is a predicted model, not a curated record.